UCUUUUUUCAGCCGUAGCUUUUCUUUUCGUCUUCAUCAGCAAAUUCACUGUACAAUCAAAGUCAUUCAUACAAAUACAGACAGGUCGUGGACACGGUCAGUGGGAGGCCUCACACAAAAACAUGAAAUAAAGGACACAAAUGAAAAGUGCGAGAAACCCUCUGGACUCCUGUGUGUCUCUGACAUUUCCUGUCAGCAGCGGAAGUGUCUGGAAUUCUGCUCAGUCUCCGAAACAGACGUUUGCCGAAGGAGGACGGAGCGAACGGCGUCUGCAUCUCUUUACACUCACUCCAUCAUCAUCGUCCUGAGCCAGUGUUCCCGCUUAACGUAAAUAAAAAUCGCUAUAGGACAUGCGCUACCAGGUCUGCGCAGUCGACGUGAACGCCUGCUUGGACACAGGAGAGGAUUAAGUUACCGCUGCUGGCGGUGGAUUAUUUUAUUGGCCUCUUCCUGUCACGAGUCUUUGCUGGUCUUUGUUUUUACAACCAAGAUAAAUCGUUAUUUGAAAAGCGACAACAAAACAGAUCAAGAUCUGGGUUUUGAACAAACUACCCAGGAACACAGAGCUACAGUAUUUAAGAUAUGUCUUUCCGGCGAGGUGUCGUCAGACAGAGCAAGUUCCGCCAUGUUUUUGCUCAGGCAUGGAAAACUGAGCACUGCAUCGAUGACGUCAGAGUGUCCCGUGUGACGUGGGACAGCCCCCUCUGUGCAGUCAACCCCAAAUUCAUCGCCGUUAUUAUCGAAGCGGGUGGAGGAGGAGCCUUCCUUGUUGUUCCCCUCAGCAAGAGUGGCAGAAUCGACCAGUCCAGCCCGACAGUUUGUGGCCAUGCAGCACCGGUGCUGGACAUCCAGUGGUCGCCUCAUGACGACAACAUCAUUGCAAGUGCCUCAGAGGAUUGCACCGUAAAGUUGUGGCAGAUCCCAGAUGGGGGUUUGACAAGUCCAUUGACCGAGGCCAUUGUGACCCUUGAGGGCCACAGUAAAAGAGUGGGCAUCCUGGCUUGGCAUCCAACUGCUUUCAACAUCCUCCUCACUGCAGGCUGUGAUAACAUCAUUUGUGUGUGGAACGUGGGGACAGGGGAGCUUGUGUACCAGCUGACCGAUGCCCAUCCAGAUCUGAUCUACAAUGUCAGCUGGAAUAAGGAUGGCAGCGCUGUCUGUACUGUCUGCAAAGACAAGGCCCUGCGCGUCAUUGACCCUCGAAGAGGCACCGUUCUCAAGGUGAGAGAGAAGGUCCAUGAUGGUACCAGGCCUAUGAGAGCUGUGUUCCUCUCAGAUGGGAAGAUCCUGACCACAGGCUUCAGUCGUAUGAGUGAGAGACAGAUGGCAUUGUGGGAUACUAAAGAUCUCUCAGAGCCAAUGGCUGUACAAGAAAUGGAUACAAGUAAUGGAGUUCUUCUUCCCUUUUAUGACCCUGACACAAACAUGGUCUAUCUGUGUGGAAAAGGGGAUUGCACCAUCCGCUACUUUGAGGUGACGGAUGAAUCUCCGUAUGUUCACUUUCUCAGCUUAUACAGCAGCAAGGAGCCGCAGAGAGGGGCAGGCUUUCUGAGUAAAAGAGGUGUGGAUGUCAACAAGUGUGAAAUUGCCAGGUUCUACAAACUGCAUGAAAGGAAAGUGGAACCCAUCUCAAUGACUGUACCAAGAAAGUCAGAUCUGUUUCAGGGAGACCUGUACCCAGACACUGCAAGUCUGGAGCCGGCUCUCCUGGCUGACGAAUGGAUUGCCGGGCAAGACGCGUCACCGCUGUUGGUCUCCCUGAGUGGUGGCUACUCAGCACCUCCAUCCAAGCACAGAGACACCCUCAGGAGCAAGCCCAAGCUGGUCUCACAGGACUCUGGUACUGGGGCUGCCUCACCUGCAACUGGCCACGUAGCAGCUCCCUGUGCCGACAAGGACACGGAAGAAGAGGUGACACAGCUUCGAGUAGCCAUGAGAGAGACGGAUGGAAGUAUUGAGAGGCCGAAGAAAGAGGAUGACGUGUUGAAUGAGUUGUUAGCAGAAAUGAAGGCUCUGCGCGCCGUCGUACUCGCUCAGAGCCAGAGAAUCGAGUUGCUGGAGAGGCAGCUGGCUCGGAUUGCAGAUGGGGAUGUAUGAGGAAGCAGGAAGUUCACUACAUUCAGAGGGGCAUUCCCUACUAAAUCCAUAGAGCAUAGCCUUAUUAGAAUCAACACCUUGAGCUGUGUAAGUGGAAGAAUGCGUUGUACAGUAGCAACUGACUGUGAAUCAGAGUGGAUUACAACAUCAACUAUUGCAAUGAAAACAUAAUUAGCUUCUGUGAUCGUUUUCAAGAUUGUGGUCAAGAUCAACUGUGUCAUCUACAGUUAGAAAGAGUGACACUUAAAGUGUCAUCAUUUUUUGUUUCUGAGGAAGUUGUAGUAGCAGCAGCAGCUGUUUGGUGUUGCAUUUAGGAGCUUUGCAAGAUUAACUUUAAAGGACUUUGAAGGCGAUUCAGUGGCACCAUUGCCCCAAUAUGAUGUGUGAUUUAGGAGCAAACAGCAUUCAUUUUAAAGCCUCACAUUCUAUUCUUUUUUUCACUCACAAAUGUUAGCAUUAGGGCUCUUUAAUCAGGUAGUUAAACUUUGAUGUCAUAUCAGACCCUCAAUUGUUAACACGUCCAGUCACUUGUGUUUUGUUUCUCUCCACUGUAGGAGGCUGUGUGUGACAUUAACAGUCGGAGUAUCUAACAAAUGAUGAUGUUCACAGACAGACGUAUUUGAGUGAUAGGUGAUGAGAGCUUAAUAUUUAUGUGUACUGUAAUUCUUUGUAGUCUUCGCAGUCAAUGAAAAGGUAACACUUGUGAUUUCUGUACCUCUUGCUGUCAGGCGGUCUGUGACAUCACGAGGAGAGAUAUUUGUCCGGAUGAUGCAACUUGAGUUACGCAGAAAUUCAAGGUCUCCUCACUUUUGACGUCAGGCUUUCACUUCUCAUCACAGAGCUACUAGCUAAACUGAAAGAUGCCCCGAGUAGCAUACAAGUAAUACAUGUAUACAGACCAUAAAUACGGUAUAAUCCUAAUAUGUGUUACAAUGCAUACAUUAACAUAGUCAAACCAGUUUAAGAAAGGCUUCGCAGCUACAAGAAAGAGGAAGUUUCUGUAUAAAAGGUGGAGCAUUUUAUACAGAUUGCGAUUGCAUUUGUGAUGGUGUUGUUUUCCUUUACAUAUACACUUCUGUUUUGCAUAUCCAUCUGUCACUUACCAUGUAACAAAGAUACAUUCCAGGUCAAGUUUCUCCAUCUCUUACUUACAUUGUAAAAUGUACAGUAUUUCUUUCUGCACCAACCUCUUAACACUAAUUGUAAAACUAGUAGCAUUUUAAAGGGGACCCCCUUUUGCGAAAGCUCAAUAAAUAUUCAUUCCUUCUUUGUAUAAA
Molecule: messenger RNA, 3373 nt
Organism: Solea senegalensis (Senegalese sole)
Lineage: Eukaryota; Metazoa; Chordata; Actinopteri; Pleuronectiformes; Soleidae
Gene: coro1b
Product: coronin, actin binding protein, 1B
Exons: 13
Coding region: 582-2096 (504 amino acids)
Biological process (GO): actin filament organization; cell migration
Molecular function (GO): actin filament binding
Source: RefSeq, a predicted model, not a curated record